Haemorhous mexicanus (house finch) is the source of this 1468-nucleotide messenger RNA. RefSeq names its product cathepsin E (gene CTSE). The transcript is spliced from 9 exons. NCBI's taxonomy places the organism in Eukaryota, Metazoa, Chordata, Aves, Passeriformes, Fringillidae. Gene Ontology annotation, molecular function: aspartic-type endopeptidase activity. The record is from RefSeq and is a predicted model, not a curated record. Gene Ontology annotation, biological process: proteolysis. The coding region runs from base 55 to 1233 and encodes 392 amino acids. Gene Ontology annotation, cellular component: endosome.
UGGCACCGUGGGUAUAAGAGCGGCACCGCGGCGGGCACAGCCACCAUCCCCGCCAUGAGGCGCCUGCUGCUCCUCGCCGCGCUCUGCCUGGCCCUGGCCAGCGCCCUGAGGAGGGUGCCCCUCAGCCGGCGCCGCUCGCUGCGGAAGCUGCUGCGGGAGCGGGGGCAGCUCUCGCACCUCUGGAGGGCCCGGGACGCGCCGGACGCCAGCAGCGAGGACUGCGCCGCCUUCUCGGAGAUCAACGAGCCCCUCAUCAACUACCUGGACAUGGAGUAUUUCGGGCAGAUCUCCAUCGGGACACCCCCACAGAAUUUCACCGUGGUGUUCGACACGGGCUCCUCCAACCUCUGGGUGCCUUCUGUCUACUGUGUCAGCAAAGCCUGCACUGGGCACACCAGGUUCCAGCCAACCCAGUCCAGCACCUACCAGGUGGUAGGGACCCCCUUCUCCAUCCAGUACGGCACCGGGAGCCUGACGGGGAUCAUCGGAGCCGACCAAGUAGCCGUCGAGGGUCUGGCCGUGAGCAACCAGCAGUUUGCAGAGAGCAUCAGUGAGCCAGGAAAAGCCUUCCUGGAUGCUGAAUUCGAUGGGAUCCUGGGGCUGGCUUAUCCCUCCCUGGCCGUGGAUGGGGUCACCCCUGUCUUCGACAACAUGAUGGCCCAAAAUUUGGUGGAGCUGCCCCUUUUCUCCGUCUACAUGAGCUCGAACCCUGACUCUCCCCAGGGAGGAGAGGUGCUUUUUGGGGGCUAUGACUCCUCCCGCUUCACAGGCACCCUGAACUGGGUGCCAGUCACCCAGCAGGGCUACUGGCAGAUCCAGCUGGACAACGUCCAGCUGGGUGGGACAGAGACCUUCUGUGCCAACGGCUGCCAGGCCAUCGUGGACACCGGGACAUCGCUCAUCGUGGGUCCCACCAAGGAGAUCAAAAAACUGCAAGAACUCAUUGGGGCUGUGUCUGUGGAUGGAGAGUACGCCGUGGAGUGCAGCAACCUCAGCAUGAUGCCUGACAUCACCUUCACCAUCAAUGGGCUGCCCUACACGCUCAACGCCCAGGCUUACAUCCUUGUGGAGGAGGCUGAUAACAUGACCUUCUGCACCAGCGGCUUCCAGGGCAGCAACAUCCCGCCUCCCGCAGGACCCCUCUGGAUUUUGGGAGAUGUUUUCAUCCGUCAGUUCUACUCUGUCUUUGACCGUGGGAAUAACAUGGUGGGGUUGGCCCCUGCCGUCCCUUAGGGCUGUGACAUCCAUGGGGCAGGAGAACAGACCUUGGCGGGUCAGUGGAUGUCACCCUGUCCUCCUCAGUGUCCCCAGGGGGAUGAAGACACCCAGGGAUGCAGUGUGGGGCCAGCAGAGGUUCAGUCCACACCAGGACACUGUGAUAUAAAAAUGUCUUGAGCAGCUCUGUGAUCUGCUCUGCACAUUCUCUUUUUUUGAAUCCUGAGCCAAUAAAAACUUCAAUAAACCCAAA